AUGCCGGAAACAUGUGAUGUAGUUAUUAACAUCUGGAAGGAUUUUCAUGAACUCUACAAAAUAAUGACAAGUAAUAGCACAACUACCCCUGAGAUUUGUGAUAGUUUUUUUCAAAAGGCAAAAAAUUGGAUAAAUCUAUUUACAUCUUUGAGAACAUCAUCAAUUCACAAGGGAUAUAGCAGAGCAUCAGUGACCCCUUACAUGCAUUCACUUGUCUACCAUGUAUCCAGAUUUAUGCAGUUGUAUCGAUCAGUCAAAAUCUUCACCGGACAGGGGGUUGAAAAAAAUAAUGAUGUGGCAAGAAAAGUGGUUCUGUUAAAAUCCAAUAAUAAGAAUCCUACAUCAGAUGUUCUCGAAUUGGAAUGCAGGCAGUGGGAACUACGUGACAGUGAACGCGUGAAGAGGUCAUACAGCAAGAAAGAUGCACAUUACUGGGAAACUGAAAUUCGAAACAAACGAAGAAAGUCAUCCUAA
Paramuricea clavata is the source of this 474-nucleotide messenger RNA. The record is from the annotation of a GenBank genome assembly. Lineage: Eukaryota; Metazoa; Cnidaria; Anthozoa; Malacalcyonacea; Plexauridae.